GUUGGGCGCCUGCGUGGGUUUCCGGUUCGUCCCGCGGCCCCGCUGUCCCGGCGGAAGCGAAUUCGGGUGCUGUACGGUCGCCCGUGGGAAGAUGUUUUACCACAUCUCCCUGGAGCACGAGAUCCUGCUGCACCCGCGCUACUUCGGCCCCAACCUGCUCAACACCGUAAAGCAGAAGCUCUUCACCGAGGUGGAGGGGACCUGCACCGGCAAGUAUGGCUUUGUGAUUGCCGUCACCACCAUUGACAAUAUUGGUGCUGGUGUGAUCCAGCCAGGCCGAGGCUUUGUCCUUUACCCAGUGAAGUACAAGGCCAUUGUUUUCCGGCCCUUUAAAGGGGAGGUCGUGGAUGCUGUUGUCACUCAAGUCAACAAGGUCGGUCUCUUCACAGAAAUUGGACCGAUGUCCUGCUUCAUCUCUCGGCACUCCAUCCCAUCAGAGAUGGAGUUUGAUCCUAACUCCAACCCACCAUGUUACAAGACCAUGGAUGAGGACAUUGUGAUUCAGCAGGAUGAUGAGAUCCGCCUGAAGAUCGUGGGGACCCGAGUGGACAAGAAUGACAUUUUUGCUAUCGGCUCCCUGAUGGAUGAUUACUUGGGGCUUGUGAGCUGAGCACCGGGGCACGCUGCUUUGUUUGGUCCUUAUCCAGGAGAUGUGCCUGUCACACUCCCCACGUUGUCCAGAGGCCCAGUCCCGCUGCGGGGAGGCAGAGAAGGUUCCUCGUCCCCAGAAAGCAUCUGGUUCUUCUUGCCGCCUAGCAGCCGCUCCCGAGCUUUGACUGUGCAUCUAACCAUAAAAGGCCCUUGUGCUCAUGGAA
Molecule: messenger RNA, 815 nt
Organism: Suricata suricatta (meerkat)
Lineage: Eukaryota; Metazoa; Chordata; Mammalia; Carnivora; Herpestidae
Gene: POLR2G
Product: RNA polymerase II subunit G
Exons: 8
Coding region: 92-610 (172 amino acids)
Biological process (GO): transcription initiation at RNA polymerase II promoter; DNA-templated transcription; positive regulation of translational initiation
Cellular component (GO): RNA polymerase II, core complex; P-body
Molecular function (GO): translation initiation factor binding; single-stranded DNA binding; single-stranded RNA binding
Source: RefSeq, a predicted model, not a curated record